Molecule: messenger RNA, 5355 nt
Organism: Naegleria gruberi
Lineage: Eukaryota; Heterolobosea; Eutetramitea; Acrasida; Naegleriidae
Exons: 2
Coding region: 1-5349 (1782 amino acids)
Source: RefSeq, a predicted model, not a curated record
AUGUUAUCAUCAUUAUUCACCAUCAAUUUUAAUAGGAAAACAAUUCCUUCCAAUCAUCAUCAUCACCAUGUAACUCUGCAGAGUGUGUUGAAAAGGUUUGGCUUUGCGUUGCUUGUUGUUGUACUUUUAAUGAUAAUAACUCCCGCCUUUUCAACUUACACAACCGAAAAAACAAAACAAGAACAUGAUACGAAGGCUUUGCAUAGGCUGGAAAAGUUUCAUCAGCAUCAUCACGAUGAUUUAAAUAACAAUAAUAUUCUGCGAGUGGGAAGGAAAGGAAAGAAUAGACUUUACCAUCAUGAUGAACGAAAGAAGAAUCAUCAAGGAAGAGGAGAAAAAGUUUUAAAACAACAACUUAGAAGUGUUUCCACUUCACAGGCUAGUGUUGUACCAACAUUUUCAUUACCUUCGGUGGUGAAUUUAUAUGCCAAUACGCCUCUGUAUAUUCCUAUCAUUUUGACUAACCAAGUAACAUCAGGAACAACAUUUGAAUAUAGUUGGAAAGUUUACAACUCUACAAAUGAUAUUACUUUAGCAUCUGGAACUACACCAACAGUUUAUAUUGGAGAAUAUGAUUUGGAUCUUUUGAAAACAGUAACUUAUUAUCAGAAUAUUGUUGGAUCAAUAUCAUCACCUGUUUCUUCUUGGAAUAUUUAUGUGGAGGUCACAUCACGAGGAGAUUAUGGAAUCAUCAUUGCCCAAUACAAAAAGACAAUACCAUUCAAUUUGUACUUGUUGGGUGUACUUGCAACUAUUGUGGGAGAGAAUCAGGACCUGACCUUGAUAACAGAUCUGAAAACAAAUCAAGUAUUGAAUGUUUCCAUGUCGAAAAUAACACCAAAAAUUGAAUAUUAUGAUUCAGCAGUGAAACAUUAUCGAAUAAUAACAAUUACUUACAAGUACUCAUCCUUCUACUAUGUCGAAUCGGAAAAGUUUGAAAUUCUUAUACAUAGCAUACGUGUCAAUGAUUCAGUUCCAAUCUUCCAAACAAUUACAUCCAACACUACCAUGCAACAAUAUCAUCCACCCAAUCUUCCAAUUACACUCACUCCAAAUUUUGUCAAUUACAACAAUACUGUCAGAGUGGUGUUUUAUUGGGAAGUUAAUGGUUCACCAUACCUCAAGCAAAACCUUACACUUGAUUCCCUCUCUCCAAAUAGCAAGUAUGUGGCCAAGUGUGAAAUUUACUUUCUGGGUAAUGUUCAGAGAUACACAUCAAUGAGCUAUACAUUUUUCACAGCAAACAAUAUUACCAAGCCAAAAUUCAAUAUUGUGACCAGUUCUGCUCUUGCAUUUCAAACAAGAGUUCAAGUAUCUGGCUAUAUUGGAGAAUCAAGCAGAGGUCCACUUUGCAUGACUGAAAUCUUUGCAGAAACCACAAAUUUUGGCAAAAUCAGCUUGACCAAUGGAAGACCUGUUUGCCUUCAAUCGCUAUUGCAAACCAGUACGGAUGCAAUUGCAUUCCUUAGAAUGCCACUCAGGAAAAUCACUCUCUACGAUAAUAUCAAGCUCUCUUUUGUGGUAACAGAUGGUAUUGCACAGGAAACGUACUCUCUUACCACUUCUUCAAAUCCUUCCACUAUUUUGGAUUACUUUUCAUCGUCCAAUAUUGUCAAAUUAACAAGUAGUGUUUUAGACACGACAUCAACUCUGUACGAAAACGAUAGAACCUUGCUUCCUUCUCACAUUGUUGUGGCUGCAUCAUUAAUUAUGAACUUUAAAUCUUCUGCAGAAGAAUCCAAUUCAAUGAAUGUAGACUAUUCAACACUGGCCUCUGGUUUAGGAUCUUAUCUAUCGAGAAUUUGUCCUUCUUCUUCAAACUAUUCUCCAUUGGAACAAAAUUUGAAUUGUAUUGAAAUAAUUGGAAAAUAUGUAUCAAUUUCAGGUCUCACUACAACAUUUGCUAGUACAACUCUCUCUCAGAGUAUUAGUUCCAAUAUUGUUACAUCUAUAUUUUAUCAAUUGAAUCAACUCGUUUUCAAUUCAAUGAAUGGACAAGGCACAUUGCAAAAUGGUGUGCUAUUCCAAAAAUUCUCCAGUGAAGGAGGUGAAACCUAUGUCAGUCUCUUGAUGGACAUGCUACAAACAGCUUCCAGUUAUAUUGCUCAAGAUUAUACUACAGUUCCAAUCAAUGGUACCUACGUUUCCAUCAAUAGUAAUACUAUAACUAGUACUAUUUAUGCAGUCUCCAAGAUAUUCCUCUCCAGUAGCUCCACUUCAACAUUUAAAUCAUCAAGCUCACUCAUUACCAAAUUGGAUUUAUCUUCAUUUCAAUCAACAACAUUAUACUCACUCUCUUUGAAUGGAGAUGUUACUGUGCAGGUGCCACCUCUUUCAUCUCUUCUUGGUAGUUUGACAUCAAGCAGCUCAGUGGUCUUGUCACUUCAACUUUCACCUCAAAACAAUGUCACAGAUGCUGUCAAUAGUACAAUUAUUUCUAGUAGAAAGGUUCAAUUCCAGCUUUUGGAUCCAAACACUGAUAAGAAAAUAGAGUUGAAAGAUCUGAGUCAACCAAUUACUCUUAAACUUCCAAUCACCUAUUCUUCCUUGUCAAAUUCAUCUCGUGACAGCUCCAAGUGUGUAUUUUGGAGCGAUUCUACCAAUGCAUGGUCCAACACUGGUUGCGUUUUAAAACAAGCUACACAAAGUUAUUUCUAUUGUGAAUGUAAUCAUACAACAACCUUUGCUGUGCUUUCUACUACUCUCACAACUAGCUCAAAUAAUACUCAAAUUCAAACAGCAGCAUUCGAUAUGGUUCCACUUAUUGUCAUUUCCUCUGUAACUGGUGGUGUUAUUCUAAUCACUUUGGUUUUUUCUGGUGUUGUUCAAGCUUUUAUUCAUGUUUUGAAGAAUGUUGACUCUGCUGAGUCAGGAGAUUUAUUCCUUCCAGCAGAAUUCUUCCCAGUCAAUGCCCAAAUAGAAAAACCAAAAGAACCAGAAACAACAAUAGAAGAGACAGAAAAGAAAGAAGAAAAAGAACCAAAGGUGAAGAAACGAUACAAGGAUCUUUCAUUUGGUCUGAAAAUUUUUGAAUGUCUCAAAGAGUUUCACCCUGUUCUUGGUAUUGUUUUUCCAAAGAAGUAUUUCAAGAGUAUUCAUAUUAAGAGAUUGGAUCGUUUAAUUAUCCUAAUGGAUAUUUUCAUUACCACUAGUACUGUUAACGUUAUUUUAUUGUCAGUGAGCACUAUUUCAAAAAAUUGGAUAUUCGUAAUACCAUCACUCAUUUCGUUUGGCUGCUCUGUUAUCAAUCAAAUACCAAUUACAUUAUUAUUUUGUAGGAAGCAAGCUAUUUGGAAAGUUUGUGCCUAUGGUUAUAGCUGCGUGUUUGCGUUUGUUUGUUUGGUAAUUUCUAUUAUUGCUAGUGCUGGAGUUUUUGUUUCCAAUCAGUGGAAUAUGAAUAUUUUGGACUGGCUGUAUGCCACUAUUCUAGGUGUUGCUUGGGACUUGAUUGUUUUUAGAAUUGUUUUGGCUUCCAUUAUUGCAUUUUUGAUUGAAGUUAAGGUUACUAUUGACAUGGGUAUUGCAACAUUCAGAAAAACUGAUGAGGCAGAAAAAGAAGAUCAACCAUUACAAACAAAACGUAUGGUAACUGUGCAAAAUAAUGUAAGAAUACCUAUGCUAUUUUCACAAAAGGAAAAGCCAAACAUUCCUAAAUUGAAUCUCAAAGCAGUUGAAGGUGUUGCCACUCCAAAAGAAAAUCCUGUUAAUGAGCUAUCUUCAAUGCAUGCUUCGCCUACAGCAAGUGAUACCACUUCCAGUAGUUCAGGUCUUGAUUCCUAUUUUUCACCACACAAAGCUAAUCAACCAGCUGUGGAAGAAGCAAAAGAAACUUCUGCCAAUGAGGAAGCCAAGACAUCAAGUUCUGGUAUGGAGCACUCGUCUGAUAAUUCAACUAGUAAGGAGGCAGAACAACAAUGCAUUACACCAGGAUGUAUUGUCGUUUUGGAUUCUCCUGGCAUUUCUCCAAUAUCUCCACUAAUUCCAAAACAAGAUCAUGAUAUGUCCUUUGUGGAGAAAGUCCAAUUGAGAGAUGAACUGAAUAUGAGCGAGGGUAAGGUUGAUGAAGCCAUCAUCCCACCAGUGUUGGAGGAUACCAUGAUUAUUGAUGGAACUGAAAAGCAAGAUAAUGUGGAGGAAAGUACCAAUGAACCUGUUCAAGAUUCAGUUCCACAACAAGAAGAGGAAAAGCUAAUAGAACAAGCAGAGGAUAUCAAUGAAGAUUUGGAAAUUGUGGAGCCAGCAAUAGUUGAAACAGAACAAGUUCAACAACCUGUUGCUGAGGAAGUUUCUACAGAAGAGGUUCCAGAGGAAACAAGAGUAUCUGAUGAAGAAAUUACCACCCCACAUGAAGAGCCAGCAGUGGUCAUUGUUGAUGAAGUCACAAAGGAAGAAGUUGCAAAUGUUGAACCAAUUGUAACUGAAUCUGUCCAAGAAACUACUCAAUUGCCUGAAGUUGAACAAGUCACCGAAGCAACAAUCGAACCAAUAGAGCCAGUUAAGGAAGAAUUACCAGAAAUUGAUACUACCAAGAAGAAUCCUAUCAAGAUUUUGAAAGAAAUUCUCAAAGAAAAGGAUGUUCCUCCACCUGCUGCUGAAAGCCAAGAGCCAAAAGACAAAUCAGAAAAGAAUAUUUUGGAUUAUAUUGAACAAGUGACUGAACAUGAAAAGAAGAUUACAUCUGAAAAUUUGGAAAGUUUCACAUCAGAAAUUCUUGAAAGAUUAUCUGGAAAAUCAAUUAGUGAAAUUUUAUUAAUCUUGUCGGAGACUAAAGAUCAACAAUCAAGCAGCCAACAACAAUACUCAUCCCCACUUCGUACCAACUCACCAGUUGCAAGAAAUGCUCUCCAAAAGAAUACUCCAGGAAACAAAUCAGCCAGAAUGCUCAAGAGUGGUGGUAUUGAAAUUGAUAGAUCAAGAAAACGUUCUCUCAGUUUCAACAAGUUGUAUGGUAUUGAAGAGGCUAUGAUCAAACCUCAAACAGAUUUCUUUGAUCAACUUCGUUUAUAUGUCAAUCAAAAUUAUUCUGAAGAAGCCAAGGUUAAGGCAUUGAAUGAAUUACUCUUCUUACAAUGUAUCUACCUCCACUAUAAGAUUAUUUCAGUAACUCCUGAGGCAAGAAAGGAAAUGGCAGAGCAAGUUGUUGCCACCUUUUUGAAUGAAAAGGAACAAUAUCACAUUAAUAUUGGUUUCUACAAGAGGGUACUUGCCUCAUGUAUUAGUGAUGAAAAUUUGAAUGCCAACACAUUUGAAAGAGCUUGUGAAAUUAUUGAAAUUGCUUUAAAGCCUGUUAUCAGCAACUUUUUGAAGCAUAUUCAAGAAAAGCAAGCAAAUGUAAUGACAAGUGUUUAGGACUUU